GCAGGAAACACGGAACCGAUAACCGAUCACGAAACUACGGGAGUUCGCGUUUAACCAUCACCAGUUCUGGACCAGACUCCGGAGAGGAAUGGCCGGCUCACAUUUUUGGCGGCAUACGUUGGUAACGCUGGUGAAACCGUGUGGCUUGAAAUGGCUUGCUCCAGGGCCCAAAGGGCUGAGCUCGAGACCAACUCUCUUUGUCGUUUUCUCUCUCCACACUUCGUUAUUUUUUUUCCUCCGCAUCCCUCGACUCAUUUGCAGGGUUUCAAUUAUUCUUUCAGCCGGUCGUUUCCUGUCACUUUGUGGAUUCGCGGGCCAACACACACUCUUUUGCCCACCUUGCCUCGGCCAUCGCCGAUCUUAAUUCUCCACCGCGUCGAGCCUAGGACAUCGUGCGCUCGCGUACACAAAGUGGAGGACCAUCGUCCACUGGCCAUCAACCACUGGUCGGCAACCCACAUCCCAACCCAAAGGCCCAGCAGCUGCGUAAGACGAGCUCAGCAAAAAUUCGGUCCUGAAUUGUGCUGGCCCUGGAGGUAGGGCAAGACUGUGAUCUCAAGACCCGUACUCUCUGGUCUAGUGCGGCCCGGUUUCAGACCAACGAACGAACCACAAACCCUCAAAUCCAACCGCCCCAAACGGCCGGGAUUAUUUUUCUCGCUCUGUUCGCCCAGCGUUUCUCCACCGAGGACCGCCCCCUCUCUCCUCCACUGGAGACCCAAUCGGGGCCAACCAGCUGAAGCAUCGAUCUACAGCUCCAUCCCAUAAAAGGCACUCCCACCCUCGGUCCCCCCGCUCGCUCUCUUUCUCUCUUGCGAUGAAGGGGCAUUUGGGGAUCGCAUCGAAGCGAUUGUCGACUCACCGGUUUCACCAAAUUCCAGACCUACCACCCGACGCCAUGUCGAAUCCACACGACGUGACGAUUGAUAUUCCCCUCACGGCAACGGCCAGUCGUGGUCAGAACGGCGCCCGGAAAUGGGGCUCGCACACCGGAUCAACGGUGCCUAUCAAUGGCUUCCAAGACGAUAAUGAGAAAGAGCCCAUGAGGGGCCCCGGUCGUCGCCGUCGUCAGGAUUCGGAUAUCAAUGAGGCAACGGGGAAACCGGCCGACUCGCCGGAGGAUGGAUCGAUUAACCGCAUGGGCCGUAUCUACCAGGCUAUUUACAACUUUUCUAUUGUCACUCGCUACAUGAUUUAUGUCGUUCCGAUUGGAAUUCUUAUCGCGAUUCCGAUUAUUGUCGGCGCAACGGUAGCCACUAAUGCGAGGAUUGGCGGUGUUCAUAUCUCUUGGUUCUUUACCUGGAUUGAGGUGGUUUGGGUGAGCUUGUGGGCGUGCAAGAUCUUUACCAAGUUUAUUCCCUACGUAUUUCAAUUCUUGUGUGGUAUUGUCAGUUCCGGAACGCGCAAGUAUGCGCUUAUUCUGCGGGCUUUGGAGACUCCCAUUACGAUCGUGCUGUGGUCGGUUAUCUCGCUGGUUACUUUCCUUCCGAUCAUGACCAUGAACCCCAGCAAGCAAUCCAGCGAUGAUACCAGUGUCAAGUCCUGGGAGAAGAGCGUCAAGAACAUUCUCUUCGCCCUGCUCGUCUGCAGUCUGAUUUAUCUCGUUGAAAAGGCCCUCGUUCAACUCAUCUCCAUCAGCUACCAUCGCAAGCAAUUCGAUGCCAAGAUCAAGCAGUCCAAGCACAACGUCUACCUGGUCGGUCUUCUCUUCGAGGCCUCCCGCAACAUGUUCCCCAUGUACUGUCCCGAGUUCAAGGACGAAGAUGCCAUCAUUUUCGACUCGCUCCUGGCUCAGUCGGCCGGGAAGCAAAGCAAGCGCAGCUCCAUCAUGCCUCUGCGUAUGAUGCAACAGGUUGGUCGUCAGGUCGGUCACAAUGUCGGCCGUAUCGGUGACAAGGUGACUGCUGCCUUUGGUAACGUUGCCUCUGAGCUCACCGGAAAGCAAGUGUUCAACCCGCAAGCCACUCACUCUAUCGUUGUUGAAGCCCUCGAGCGCAAGCGAUGUGCCGCGGCGCUGGCUCGCCGUAUCUGGAUGUCGUUUGUCGUCGAGGGCCGUGACUCGCUCUACCUGGAGGAUAUUGUUGAGGUUCUGGGACCUGACCACGAGGCGGAAGCCGAGGAGUGCUUUGCUGCGCUGGACAAGGAUGGUAAUGGCGACGUCAGUCUGGAUGAGAUGAUCCUCACGAUCAGCGAGUUCGGCCGUAUGCGCAAGUCGCUGAAUCACAGCAUGCACGAUGUCGACCAGGCCAUUCAUGUUCUAGAUAAUCUUCUGCUUUCCGUCGCCUCCGUGAUCGGUGUCUUGGUCUUCAUUUCGUUCGUUACUACCGGCUUUGGUACUGUCAUCGCUGCCGGUGCUACUUCCCUGCUCUCCCUGAGUUUCGUCUUCUCCACUACCGCCCAGGAAGUUCUGGGUUCCUGCAUUUUCCUAUUCGUCAAGCAUCCCUUCGAUAUCGGUGAUCGUGUCGACAUUAGUGACAAAUCCUACGUUGUCGAGCGUAUCUCGCUGCUAUUCAGUGUCUUCCGCACCGUCGGUGAUCACCGCAUGACCCAAGUGCCCAACAAUAUCUUGAACAGUCUGUGGAUCGACAACUUUACUCGCGCCAAUGCCAUGCACGAGCAGCUUACCGUGCCUGUGAGCUUUGAUACCAGCUUCGCUGAGAUCCAGGCUCUGCGUGAGGAAAUGGAGGUCUUUGUUCGCGAUCCGGCCAACAGCCGUGACUUCCAGCCUGACUUUAACAUCGAAGUUGUCGGCGUGGGUGACAUGGACAAGCUGGAGCUCAGUGUUGAUAUCCGUCACAAGUCAAACUGGUCUAAUGAGACCGUCCGUGCUGCCCGUCGCUCCAAGUUCAUGUGUGCUCUCGUCCUGGCCAUGCGCAAGGUUCCCAUUCGGGCUCCUGGUGUUGCUGCUCCCGAGGAGGAGUCCAAGGAUGACGGCGACGACAAGGCUGACGGUGCUCCCGGUGCUGGUGACACAAAGGCUGCUCAGGCUGGUGCUGCCGCUGGUGCGGAUGGCAAGCAUGAUGGCUCUGGACAAGCUGGCGGUCUUACUCCUGCUGCUGCGGCCGCCGCUAGCGGCAUGAUGGCCUACGACGCACAGACUACUGGCUUCGAGCAAAACCGUUCUUCCGGCUCCGUCACACACCGCGGCUCCUUGGCUGCCGGCCAGCGUGAAGCUGCCAUCGCAGACCGUUUGAAUGCCCGCUCCCCCGUUGUUCCGGCAGUCGACCCCAGCCGCGAUGACGGCGAUGGCCUGUACCGCACUGCGACCAACACCUCUAACCAGGGUAAGCAAUUGAGCGUGUACGACGGCAACACCGGUGUCUCGCGCGGACUCUCAACCGGCCACCGUAAGGCCGGCUUGCGCGCCUCAUACCAAGAAGACGACGCGGCAAUGCCACCACCCCACUCCCCCAUGGCAGCUGGCAUGAACUCAUCCUACAGCGGCGUGCCAAUCCUCAACACUCCCGCGCCCCCAAGCUCCCGCGGCAGCACUCGUUACGAACCACCCACUUCUCACGCACCCACCUCUCAACCCGGUGCCCACCCCAUCGGCUCCUUCGCCCAGUCAUACUACGGCCACGAGAGCACAUACGACUCCGUCCCGCUGAACGGCAUCACACCCGAUCGUGCCACCGCUUCUUCGAGUCAGUACGAUAUGCCGGAUCGGUAUGACCCCGUCUCCCCGCCAUCCAUCUACUCGCCGCCGCAGCCGCAGGCGCCUGCGCCGACACUGAAGAAGGGCCGGAAGGACUCGCCGUAUGGUGAGCAUGAAGCAUGAAAGCGAUAUUGAAAUUCUGCCAUGAUCUUGGGCCUUUUUUUUCUUUGACACAAACCCAUUUCUAUCAUUGUCGUUGUUGAUAUCUAGACUGGGGGUGGUUUACUUGACUUUCUUUCUCUUUUCACCCUGUUGGAUGUCAAAAUCUUUUCCUUUGGGUCUUGUUGUGUUGUAUGAUAUGUGCCGAAAUGGCUAGUUGAUCGGUCGAUCUAAGUUUUCUUUCUUAUUAGUUUACAUAGCAUCAGUGGAUGAUAUGGAUGAUGUCGCAUACAAAACUUCCCGUUCUCCG
This is a messenger RNA of Penicillium brasilianum, 4064 nucleotides long. The record is from the annotation of a GenBank genome assembly. NCBI's taxonomy places the organism in Eukaryota, Fungi, Ascomycota, Eurotiomycetes, Eurotiales, Aspergillaceae.